AAUUUAAAAUAGUGGAAUAGUUGUAGCAUCUUUACCCCACGUACAAUUUUCGAAAUCAGUACUGUUAAAGUAUGAUAAAAACAGGAUGGAUGUGACUGGCGUUCUUCCUACUGAUGGGACAUCGUUUCGACCCUCAUUCCGUCCUCAUUCUUCACAUCCAGAACUCAGUCCACAAGAAGACAGACAACAAAGGGCAUCUUUGCCUGGUCACAUUAAGAGACCAAUGAAUGCAUUCAUGGUAUGGUCUCGAAUUCAGCGACGUAAGAUCGCUUUGGACAACCCCAGGCUGCACAACUCAGAAAUAUCCAAACAACUUGGUGGAGAAUGGAAACUACUAUCCGAAUCGGAAAAACGUCCAUUUAUAGACGAGGCAAAGCGCCUUAGACUCCAGCACAUGCGUGAUCACCCGAACUACAAGUACAGGCCACGUCGGAGGUCCAAGGGAGUCAGUUCUGGUGGCAAUAUAUUCUGUAGCCGUCGCACUGCAGGUUCAAGACAACGAACCAACAGCAGCAGCGCAUCGUCUGCGUAUCCUUCCUUCUCUUAUGUACAUUCUAUGGAGGCGUUCUCCAGAGGCCUGUGCGUGACCCCGUCGGGUUUCAUGCCACCAACGCAAUGUCUGCCGACGAUGCUGGACACUGUCGGAGCUCAGCAGGACAGCUUGAGGCACUUCCUGCCGCAACUAGGACACACUCCAUUACCAGGAUCGAGUUUUCCUCCUGGAACAAUGCCUCAUUUUGCUUAUAAUGUAUUUAAAGGCAAGGGACAAGCUUCAGAUGACAUUGCGUUUGCAGAUCUGCCUUCAGCAUUUCAUCUUACCUACAGUCCUACAGGUGAAAUCGCGUCCUCAAUUGCAGCUAGUAAAGAUCUUCAGAUGGACAUUGUAGCUAACACAGAAGCAAGCCAAGCGGGUUCACGGGAAAUUGCAACGGCUCAAGACAUAAAGACUCUAACUCCGAUAUUCUCAAGUAACUUAAUUACAUAA
Messenger RNA from Cryptotermes secundus, 985 nucleotides. Its product is annotated as transcription factor Sox-14. The record is from RefSeq and is a predicted model, not a curated record. Gene Ontology annotation, biological process: cell differentiation; anatomical structure morphogenesis; regulation of DNA-templated transcription. The transcript has a single exon. Bases 86 to 985 code for a protein of 299 amino acids. NCBI's taxonomy places the organism in Eukaryota, Metazoa, Arthropoda, Insecta, Blattodea, Kalotermitidae. Gene Ontology annotation, molecular function: DNA-binding transcription factor activity, RNA polymerase II-specific; RNA polymerase II cis-regulatory region sequence-specific DNA binding.